Pongo pygmaeus (Bornean orangutan) is the source of this 7977-nucleotide messenger RNA. It is a transcript of the gene CLYBL, whose product is annotated as citramalyl-CoA lyase. The record is from RefSeq and is a predicted model, not a curated record. Lineage: Eukaryota; Metazoa; Chordata; Mammalia; Primates; Hominidae. Gene Ontology annotation, molecular function: (S)-citramalyl-CoA lyase activity. Bases 97 to 1152 code for a protein of 351 amino acids. Gene Ontology annotation, biological process: regulation of cobalamin catabolic process. The transcript has 9 exons.
GAGUAUUAGCAUUUCUCGGGCCUACUUGGCUAUGGGGAAGAGGCACGCACUGCAGACAGCUCUCUAAGCCUUGACAAGCAGGGCUGGCCUCUACACAUGACCGUGAUCUGGGAUCUCGGCUUAGGAAAGAGCCCGCUCUCAGGUUGCUGGCAGAAAACAAAUCUUGAUGUAAAAGAAGAGAAGACCGAACAGAAAGCGUCUCUAGCAACUGAUAUCCCCAGACUUGGAUAUAGUUCCUCAUCCAAUCACAAGUACAUCCCCCGGAGGGCAGUGCUUUAUGUACCUGGAAAUGAUGAAAAGAAAAUAAAGAAGAUUCCAUCCCUGAAUGUAGAUUGUGCAGUGCUCGACUGUGAGGAUGGAGUGGCUGCAAACAAAAAGAAUGAAGCUCGACUGAGAAUUGUAAAAACUCUUGAAGACUUUGAUCUGGGCCCUACUGAAAAAUGUGUGAGAGUCAACUCAGUUUCCAGUGGUCUGGCAGAAGAAGACCUAGAGACCCUUUUGCAAUCCCGGGUCCUUCCUUCCAGCCUGAUGCUUCCAAAGGUGGAAAGUCCUGAAGAAAUCCAGUGGUUUGCAGACAAAUUUUCAUUCCACUUAAAAGGCCGAAAACUUGAACCACCAAUGAAUUUAAUCCCUUUUGUGGAAACUGCAAUGGGUUUGCUCAAUUUUAAGGCAGUGUGUGAAGAAACCCUAAAGAUCGGGCCUCAAGUAGGUCUCUUUCUAGAUGCAGUCGUUUUUGGAGGAGAAGACUUUCGAGCCAGCAUAGGUGCAACAAGUAGUAAAGAAACCCUGGAUAUUCUCUACGCCCGGCAAAAGAUUGUUGUCAUAGCGAAAGCCUUUGGUCUGCAAGCCAUAGAUCUGGUGUACAUCGACUUUCGAGAUGGAGCUGGGCUUCUUAGACAGUCACGAGAAGGAGCUGCCAUGGGCUUCACUGGUAAGCAGGUGAUUCACCCUAACCAAAUUGCCGUGGUCCAGGAGCAGUUUUCUCCUUCCCCUGAAAAAAUUAAGUGGGCUGAAGAACUGAUUGCUGCCUUUAAAGAACAUCAACAAUUAGGAAAGGGAGCCUUUACUUUCCAAGGGAGUAUGAUCGACAUGCCAUUACUGAAGCAGGCCCAGAACAUUGUUACGCUUGCCACCUCCAUCAAGGAAAAAUGAUCUGUUAAAUGAAGCUCUCAUCAGGAAGCCCGAGAGGUGAGGAGCUGAGGUUAGACACCAGGAGAGGCACCAUCACACAAAAGCACAGCCGCAGAGUCCCACUGCCACCAGGCGACCCCCACCCACCCCAGUGCACAGCAGAGAGGGACAGGCAUGUGGGGAGCCAGCAACGGACAAGAUGGCUCUGGGGAUCCUCAUUCUGUGAAGACACCAACUCAUUUCUCAAACACGGGAUCCAGGAGACAGAUAGCUCCUAAAUGGAGGUGGCACACGCUCCGUGGGGUCCCUCAUAGAGGAGUGCCACCCUCCACCCUGGCCACCCUGUGCUGCCCCAGAGUGGCCAGAAAGGAAGGUGGGAGCUAGCCCCAUCCUCACUCAGAGGCCGGAAGGAGGAAGAUGGCAUCUCGCCAACUUCAGAGCUGAAUGGCCUCUAGCCACACUGCUUCCAGUUCCCAGAGGAGCACCCAUUGUUGCAGCUGGGACCCACCCAGGACGGGACUCCUGGAGUCAGGUGCACACCAGGUAACCCAGGACCACGCUGCGCACACCCAGUCUGCCCCUCUGCUCAGAACACAGAGGGAUGGGAGGAUGGCUUGGCAGUGGGAAGGCAAAAGAAGGCCUCUCUCACUCUGCCCCUGCCAUACACACCCGCUGAGGGUGUUAGAAGCAGUGGAGGCAGAGCUGGCCCUAAGCAAAAGAAGAAAAUAAACCCCACCUUGUCCUUCCUAUGGGCAGCCCUCACCCCAAUCUAACUACCCUUCCUAUCCUCCAGCCUAAUCCAGAGAAGCCCUUGGCUUGAGGGGAUGAAGGGCUUGCGUUCUAGUCUCCACCCCAGCCCCACAGGCAGCCAGCCAGCCAGCCCCACACAGAGGGGCCUCCUCAAGGCCUCACUGGGAGCCUCCUGUCCCCAGCCAAGGAGCCCUACAGACCUGGGGAAAAGCAGGCCCCUCCGUAAGGCCCCUGGGUGGUGCGGAGGCCGGACUGGCUAGGCCUCCCACUGCUGGCCACUCCCAGGCCACGGGUUCCUAGGUCCCAACCACAUCGGACUGCUCGCCAUGCCCCUGCCCUCAUCCCAAACUGCUUUGUUCAGACAAAACCACCUUGUUUCAGUCUCCCCAAAUGUCCAGUUUAUUAUCUUCCUCAUAACCCAUGGUCCCUAUUAGGGUAGUAUCAUGAGACUAAGACCUAUGAGAGCCACAAAUCUGGACCAAAGUCCCAUUCCCUGAACAGAGACCCAAACGACGAGGGUCCCAGAAGAGAGUUCAGUCCUGAUCAGAAACCCAUGGUGCCUUAGUCCUUGAAGAACAAAACUCCAGGAAGAACAUGCUGGAAGGCAAAGGGUAUUCCCCCUCUUUCCCCACCCGCAUCUCUGUGGUGCCAUGGGUGGGCCCAGGUACCCUGGGAAAGGUGGGAGAGCAGCCAAGGGUGGGUGAGUGAUCUCCACUGGGCUGACCAGGCACCCCCGAUAUGGGGAAGGGAGAGCUGCCCGACUCCUGAGCCAGGCGUAGGUGACAGGAAGAGGACCUUGCAGCUAAUCUGAUUAAUUAGAAACCAUACCUGUUUAUAUUUUGCGUAGCUCAUCACAAGCCGCUUAGCCAUAUCACCCCCCUGUUAUUAAUUCUUGGGGUCUAAAUUAUGGGUAACACUAUUAAAACAUUAUCAGAACUAAUGAGAAACAAUUACUUAGAAAAUGAGCCGGGACAAGAUUGAGUUGAGAACAUCAGUGGUGAUCACUGUAGAUUAGUUUAAUAAAUCAUCAGGUGCAAGGCAAGACUGACUGUAUGUAUGCAAAGCCCCGUCACGGGAAAAUGAAAUUGAGAUUUUUUUUUUUUUGCAUAAUUUUUUCAUUAAUCUCAAUAGGACCCGUGUGGUGUAGAUUGCUUUAUUCCCCUAAUACCUUGCCUGAGGGGGGGUGCCCAAUAAUGUCUUCAUUGUUUUACUGAGGUCUUAAUGACAAUCUGUGACAACCUCAUUUUAAUGUAUAGAGGAUUAUAUCAAUACAGUCAUGUUUUAUUGAAAUGGUGAAGGGAACUCCAGUCAGAGUCGGGCAGUGUCUGUGAGCACAAGUUAGGAAGUUUCUCGGCAUCCGGGAGCGUUCCCGUCUGAUGUCCCAGUGUUAGCCCUCCCGGCCGCCCUCCCGGGACGGCUGGGAAAACAGUCCUGCGGGAUGAAGAUUUCACUGCCUCCGAUUUGAAUUUGAAAUUAACUCCUUCCCUGGCAUAUUUCGCUGGGCAGAUAGAACAAACCAUGUCGUUUUCCCCCCCAUCUCUAAAAUAGACAUAUUAUUAUCAUUCACACUUUUGCACCCGGUCGUUUUGCGGGAGUUCGGGAAACUGACUUUCUUCAUUGGGGACAUUGUCAUUUUCUAACGAUGCCACGAGGAGAAAAAAAAGAAUACGGGUUUUUUUGUUUUAAUUGGAAGGACCUUGUGCUUUUAUGAUUUCAGUUUACCUUGGAAAACUGAAUCUUCUGUGUUUUCUUUCUUUCCUCUAGUGCUAGAAAAGCAAUGAAUUGCACAAAACAGGUUCUGAGACGGCCCGCAGGCCCCGAGCUCGUGGACGCGGCCGAGGGUCGGGUGUGACCCGCGGAGCCCCUGCCAGGCUUCCCGGCUCAUCUUCGCGGGGAGGGGGGAGGCAUGACCAGACCCCAGCAUUUCAGCGUGAAAGUCUCCGCCUUUCUUUCCGCGCUGUCUUUCCCGCGGGCAGAGCGGGGUACCUGAGUGCGGCCCCCACGGAGGAUCCGUGACUUUCCCAGACCCCUUUUGGCGCGCUUGGGAACCGGCAGCUCUGCACGGGCUGGUUUUGGAGGGAGCGGUGUUCGUUUGUUUAAAUUCCAGUUGUUAUUUGGCAGCAUAUCGCCUUCCGAGUCAAUAAGAAUUGCCCACAACGUAAAGAGCGACUUGCGGGAAGGGGCCGAAGCCGUCGUUAGCGCCCGGGCGGCGGCGGCCACUCGAACCCCGUUUCCGCCGAGCGCGCUGCAGCCUGCGGGGCGAGUUCGUUUUGUUUUGCCAGAAUCAUUUGGGACUUCUUUGUCAUUCAUGCCCUUCCUUUUAACUGAUUUUUUUUUUUUUUCCACUGUAAGUGACCGGCUGGGUUUGACUUUUGCUUCUUCCGACGGGAAGGGCACAGCGAGCCGGGGUGGGCGGCCCCUCGGGCAGGAGGGCGCGGGGGACACGCGGUGGCCGCAGACGCCGAGCCCCGCGGAGCCCCGAGGCCGCGUCCCCUGCGCCCCGGGUGUGCGCGGAGCCGGGGCCGGGGCCGAGGCCGAGGCCGGGGCGGGGGGAGUGUGGCGGCCCAGGAGGCCUGGACUGUGGGCCCCGCUCGCCCGCCCGCCGCGGGCCGCCCGGAGCCCGCGCGCCUGUCGCGCAGCCCGGCUGUAAUGGUGGCAGAUCAAAGGCGGCCCCGUGUCCCCGCGGAGCCCGGGACAAUCCCGCGCCUUUGUGCGCUGUUGCUAGGAGCCCGAGAAACUAAGAGAAAGUGUCAGGAGCAUGUUAAUCAGACUCGUUACACUGUAACAAUAUCGUCUCUCUCGGGUCUCCCAGGCCCCAGCACCCCCGCGCACCCUGCGCGCAGGCCGGACACCUGCGCAGGGCCCUCCCGCCCGCCCUGGGGUCCCGCUGGACCUGGGGUCCUUGCAGCCCCGAAUCCGCGCCCGAGCCACGCAGAACGACUAGCCCCGAGGGGCCCCGCAGGCUCCUGGUGCAGCUCCCUGGCCGUGGUCUCAUUGACCGAAGCCCCGGCCUCACCCCGCCUGGCCGCGAGCCCGAGGGACGGACGCAGGGCCGAUCCCGGUCCCCUGCUUUUCAGUCCUCCAGUCGAAUCGCCCACGUUGUUCAAUCACAGUAUUCGAAUCAAGAGGAAAAUGAACAUUCCCUUUAUGGUAGCUUUUUGGUUAUGAGUUUUUGCAAAACUGUUAAGUCAACUUUGCCGAUUUCCCUUGGGAAUCCCUGGAGGCCACUCUAAGUGGUAAUCUCAAAUUUAAGAAGGAAAUGGGGAAAUUUUGCUGAAAGUAAAGAUGUCGCCGAAUUUUUUGAAGGGAUUUGCUUCAUUCAUUCAUUUAGUCAUUCAACAGACACCUGUUGAACCCGACUGGGUGCCAGAGGGGCCAGUCACAGGACUUAUUCCAGAUGAACUUUUCUUUUGAAAUUAGAAUGCCCUUGUGGAAGCCAAAGGAGGAGCAGAGGCCUAAAAUAAUGUCAAGUGUCAAAGCAAAAAGAAGUGCCAUUGGCUGCUACAGUGUGUGAUGAUAACAAGAGAGGUGCGAAUUAGGAAUUAAAAACGUUUGAAAAACUGCAGGCCAUAUGCUUUGAAACCAGCCACUUUUUCCACCUUUCAUCUCCCUCUCCCCUCCAGUUUUGGUGGGCAGGAGCUAUGCCAGGCUGCAGUCCUCAACCCGUCAGAGGCCUGCCUGAGGUCUGAGGAGUGAGGCCAGGCCUUCUGUUUGUACACAGCCUUUCAAAUGUGCAGAGAGACACACUCCAUCCUGGCCCCAUUCCCCCUUUGCUCUUACGCGGGGAAUUGGAAAACUGUCCUCAGGCUUAGGGCUGAAUUUGGCCAAGUUAAGGUGCUUUUCUCCCAUACAAGCUCUUGCUCAAGAACAAACCCAUUCUGGAAGGUGUAGAAGGGGGCCAGACUUCAGAGUCAAGCUACCCACACCUAAGUCACAGGACAAAGCUGGCUGUCACCAGGAUGGGUGUAAGACAGCCUCUCAACUCACCUGUGUCUACCAUUGACUGAGGAGGAAUCCCAAAACUGUGUGAGACUCCUCUGUCGGUGAAAAUUUCUCUCUCACUGUUGAGAGAGAAAACAUGUAAACAUGUUUACAUGCAACAUGUAAACAUAUAGAAAACUGGGUCGGGUGCAGUGACUUAUGCCUGUAAUCCCAGCACUUUGGGAGGCUGAGGUGGGCAGAUCACUUAAGGUCAGGAGUUCAAGACCAGUCUGGCCAACAUGGUGAAACCCCUUUCUCUACUAAAAAUACAAAAAAUUAGCCGGGUGUGGUGGCACAUGCUUGUAAUCCCAGCUACCCGAGAGGCUGAGGCAGGAGAAUCACUUGACCCGGGAGGCAGAGGUUGCCCAAGAUCCUGCCACUGUCCAGCCUGGGCAACAAGGGCAAAAAUGCCGUCUCAAAAAAAAAAAAAAAGAAAGAAAACUGGACAGGUUCCCUGAGGAUUGGAGCCCCAGGCCUGGAAGGAACUUUAGAGAUUCCUUUCAUUACAUAAAUAAAAGAGUUGAUAUGCUGAAAACUCCAUCUUACAAAAAACAAGAGAGGCUGAACGCUGGCUAUGUGAUGAUGUUACAAUAGCUGGCUAAAGGGGAGAGAUUCAGUGACAAGAAACUGGAUUUCUUUGGUUUACAUAACGCCAAAUAGCUGGUUUGGCCGGGUUCUGUUUUGUUUUUAAACACAGAAUCAAAUUUCCUUCAUAAUCAGACACACUAAUAGAAUCAAGAGAGAAAUGAACAUUCCAUUUUAGAGAGCUUUGUGGUGGAGAGUUUCUUCCGAAGACUCCACACUCUAGGCAUCUGGCUUAAUGUUAAUAAGGGGCAGGGGGUUGGUCUUUUGAGUUCUGUGAAAGGAAGAACGUAAAAACCAACAUGAACUUCUGGCUUCGAUUUUCUGGGAGAACUGUGCUGGCUAAUAACCCAAACCCCCAAGUGAGGACAAGGGCACAUCCAUUUUUCCCCAUCUAAUUUCUAGGGUCUGGAAUUCCUGCGGUGGAAUUCCAGGUGGAAGCUCUCGGGAGCUUCUCCCAGGCUGGCAGAAGGGAGCUCCGGCCACUGCCUGCCCCCGCCCCUGUGUAUCCACAUCAGUGACAGCAUGGCUCUCUUAAGAGGCCCUGGCCACUGUCCACACUGAUCUUUUCUGAAGCCUUUGCACAAGCUGUAACCCUCCCUUCUCUAUGACACCCAACAAACGCCAAAGCAUUCUUUAAGACACAGCUUGAAAGCCACUCCUGUGAGGUCCUCCCAGCUCCCCCAGAGGCAACUUGCUGCUCUUCCCUUAGUCCUUCUGUUGCAUGGAUUGGAUUUUCAUUAUAGUGGUUGUUUAGAUGUGUGUGUCCCCAAAAAUAGUGUGGAUGCCUUGAAUAUUGGACAUUGUCACACAUCUCUGAUCCCUCUCCUGCUCUCGCCUCUCAUCCCCAGCAUGAACUUGUGGAAAACGUGUUCAUUAAAAUCAGGACCCUCCACUUAGGUUCUGAUCCUGGCUUUACCACUAAUGGGUUAGGUUACGUGCAGACAGAAGAAGAAGCCAUUUAUUCUCUCUGAACAUCAGUUUCUUCAGCUACCCAAAUAAAAACACCUAACUCCAAGAGUUGCUAUGAGGAUGUGGUAGUCAGAGAGAUGCGCCAUUUCCAGGAUCCCCACUUGCCGGGCUGGGGAGAUGCAGUCAGCAGACAACUCCCCACCCCACUGCCUUGCCCAAGACCCUUCCAGGGCCCCCCACCAUUUUGGCCAGAGGUGGGACACACAUGCCAGAAUUUCCAGUGGGGUUAGCCAAGACUUUGUUGGGUCUCCUUAGCCAUUCAACUUCUCCUUCACACUAAUCCUGAGUUCUCCUUCCUUUCCUGGACGUUGUUCCCUAGCAUCUUGCACCCUAAAGUCUGUCUGAGCAUCUGCUUCUAGAGCUCCUAACCUGUGGCGGAGGAUUAAAUGAACUACUGUAUUCAAAAGCACCUGGCAUAUGCUGGUUGCCAGGGGUUGGGGGUGGGGCAAUGGGGAGUUACUGUUUAAUGGGUACCGAGUUUCAUUUUUGCAAGAUGAAAAAAGUUCUGGAGAAGAGGAGGGCUAUGGUGGCACAACGGUGUGAAUGUACUUAAUGCCACAG